This is a messenger RNA of Exophiala dermatitidis NIH/UT8656, 796 nucleotides long. RefSeq lists its product as uncharacterized. The record is from RefSeq and is a predicted model, not a curated record. The transcript has 3 exons. Lineage: Eukaryota; Fungi; Ascomycota; Eurotiomycetes; Chaetothyriales; Herpotrichiellaceae. The coding region runs from base 268 to 627 and encodes 119 amino acids.
UAGUACCAGUAGCGCAGUGACUACAACUGUCGUGAUGCCGUCUGGUGCCAAUUGAUAUACUGGUCGUAGGAAGUACCUUAGGUAGGGUACUUGUUUCUCUGUCUCUCAUCUUCCCACUGCACUACACAGCACCACAACACCCCUUUACUUGAGAUCCUGCACUUCAACUGCGCUUUUCUACUCGAACUUCCAAACUCACACUCACACACAACAAGAACCACAACAACUCCUCUCAUUCUAGUCUCAUCUCAGCUCAGCGCAGUCAAAAUGACCGACAAAUCCAACUACCGCGCCGCCGACGACCGGUACGAAGCCCAGAACGACCCCAAGACCGAAGUCAGCGGCGAUAUCAACGACGACAGUUACGUCCGAUCCGGCGACAAGACAAUUCCCGUCCAGAAAGAUUCGGCGCCCGUCGAAGAUCCCAUCCAGCCACCUCAAUCCAACAGUGAUGCACAGCUCGAGCAAGAUGAAAGAGAAGCCAUCGACAAGAGCAACAUUGUCAAGGGAGGCCGGACUCGAGGCGCGCAGCCGACCGGAAGUUACUCUGAAGGCCCGGACGAGGAUGAUCUGCCCAAGGAAGUUGUUACCGGCGAGUCUGGAAGAUCGGACAUCAAGGCAUUGUGAGUGAGUACUGGUUUUAAAAGAGUACUACACUGUACUACGGGUUCAGGUUCCGGCAUUAGUACCUGCGGCUGGGUCUAGAGUACCUAGGUAGUCCUCCGCACUCUACGGCUCACUGUGCUUCAUGACAUAGUAGCAGCAGUGGCUCAAUAAUAAGACUGUUAAAAAUCCA